CAAAAACUUCCUUCACACUGACCACCACUUUUCAAAAUCACACACACAUCCUCUCCGUGCAUUCCCGCGCCGGCUAAUCAAAUUCUCUCAAAAAGUAAUCUCGAAUUAGAACAAUGUCAUCAUCAUUUGAUGCACCAAACUCCUUCGAUCUCACUACAUCAACACAAUCAGCCUUCGGAACAAGUGAGCAUACAUUUGCCGAUGUCGGAAAUUUGGAUCAUUGUAUCAAAUAUUUGAAUCAGACUUUAGUCACAUUUGGAUUCCCGGCUUCACUCGAUCUCUUUGCAACUGAUCCGGUUUCGGUUGCGAGGACUUGCAAUUGUAUGUACUCGUUGUUGCAGCAAAGGCAACGUGAUAUCGAGUAUCGUGAGUCUGCUAGUGACCAGAGGCAACGGCUUUUGUCAGACAUAUCAAGGUUAGAGGCCAAAGUAGAGAGAUUGGAGUCCCAAAUAUCUGCAAAAGAUAGGGAAAUAGCGACUAUUACCCGCACGGAAGCAAAAGCCAAAGCAGGUUUUAAAGCACAAAUUGACAAGUUACAGCAGGAGAGAGAUGAGUUUCAAAAGAUGGUUAUAGGAAGUCAGCAAGUUAGAACCCAACAGAUACAUGAGAUGAAGAAAAAGGAAAAGGAGUACAUUAAGUUGCAGGAAAGGCUAAACCAAAUUACAAUGGAGAAAAAGAAGGAAUCGAGGUCAGGCAUGGAAAUCAUGAAUUUGCUUAAGAAAGAAGGGAGACAGCGUGGGACUUGGAACGGAAAGAUGACGGAUAAGGAUUUCUAUAAAAAGACUGUGGAUGCAUAUGAAGCCAAAAAUCAAGAAUUGGUUGACGAAAACACUGACUUGAGGGCAUUGUUACGAUCAAUGCAGGUGGAGAUGCGUGAUUUCUUGAAUGCCCCUAACGUCACAUCCAAACAUCCUUCCACUGGGAAUAAAAUGCUGGAUACUGAUGUGUCUCAAUCCCCACUGGGAGGAAGGACGGAUAUCUUUGAUCUACCAAGUUCAAUGGGUAGAGAGCAAAUAGAAGCUUUUCUUCGAAACAAAGUUGCUUCAAUAAAGGAACGCAUGGGUCAGCUACAAGAUGCACAAAAAGAAACGGAAGUCAUUUGUGAAGCGACUGAGAGAGAGCUUGAAUUGGAAGCUCAACUUGUUGAAGCAAGGAGUAUUAUCCAGGAACAGGCAUCUAUCAUGUCGAAACGUGUUGCAAGUUCUGAGAAACCAAGGAGGCUGAGUGGCCUUCUAAAUUCUGAAAGGGAUUCCGCCUAAUCAACUGCCCGAGGGUGUAUGAAAUUACUCAGAUGCCAACAUGUAGAAGUAGAACUAUUAACUAUUUCGUGACCCGUGUGUAGAAGACCUUCAAUGCUAGAUCCACUUAUAUCACCAGAAAGUAGAAUGUAGCAUUUGGGCCAGCAUAAACAAGUAAUCUCUUUAUUACUUCAUUUAUAUCACCAGCUUCUUGGAUACAUCCUAUUUCUAAGAUUAUUAGAUAUGCUAUCUGCAUAAACAAGCAAUCAUAUGUAUCAUGAUAUACUGUAGAUUAUUAAAACGCGGUAUCUGUGAGUAUUACAAGUCCAUGAUCAUCUUGAAUCAUGGGUGAAAAUCUAAUCUAAGCGUGUGUGUUUUCUAAUUGUUCAA
This is a messenger RNA of Erigeron canadensis, 1628 nucleotides long. RefSeq names its product afadin- and alpha-actinin-binding protein-like. Bases 114 to 1259 code for a protein of 381 amino acids. The record is from RefSeq and is a predicted model, not a curated record. Lineage: Eukaryota; Viridiplantae; Streptophyta; Magnoliopsida; Asterales; Asteraceae. The transcript is spliced from 16 exons.